Molecule: messenger RNA, 706 nt
Organism: Linderina pennispora
Lineage: Eukaryota; Fungi; Kickxellomycota; Kickxellomycetes; Kickxellales; Kickxellaceae
Exons: 1
Coding region: 171-548 (125 amino acids)
Source: RefSeq, a predicted model, not a curated record
GUAUAUACUCCUCCAGGCACUCCGAUACUGUGCGAAACCCGGUGGGUUACAUCAGUAUCGUCCCACUCGGCAAAGCACCUAUGGCAUACCUCGAGCGCACAUGAAGAGCACGAAAGAUAGACGGCCGUGAUCGUCGUCCGACAUACAUCACAAGUCUGGCGGGUGCCGAGAUGCAAGUCCCGGUAGAUCACUGGCGCUGCAGAGCACAAGAGAGCCGGAUGCUGGCCGUAUCCGUCAUAUGCACUAUCGGUCAUUGUGCGCAUUGUCUCCAGCGACGGCUUGAAUGCCUUGACAAUCAGUGCGCGUGCCCUGGAAGUCCCAGACUCAGUGGCCGACUCGGAUGGCUCCGGGUUGAUAUGGUUCAGGGCCGGAAUCGAGGGGUCAGUCUGCGACUGGAGAAUCGGCGAAUACACGUACCGAUCCCGCGUGCUGCCGUCAUCCAUCUCGAUGUGCAAGCGAAUGAACCUGCGGAUUCCACUGAAGCGGCAGAAGCAUUCGGUCUUGCGCAUCAGGCAGCUUUUGCACUGAGGCAGGCCAUAUCCCUCUGAACUCAAACAAGUUAGUGACUGAGUGUCCAAAGAGAUGUCAGCACUGCGGCAGCCUCUCUGCUCCAUGAGCCACGGCACGUAUUUUGCCUGCUGAAGCUUCAAAAACACCUCUGGGUCGACCAGUGUGGGGAACCCAUCAGCCUCGUACUCAUGCAGGC